Messenger RNA from Hymenoscyphus albidus, 1053 nucleotides. The record is from the annotation of a GenBank genome assembly. NCBI's taxonomy places the organism in Eukaryota, Fungi, Ascomycota, Leotiomycetes, Helotiales, Helotiaceae.
UCAACCAAGAGCUUCAAGUUCAGGACGACAACUAUUUUCCCCCUCCUUAAACACAACUCCCAUAUAACAGAAAGAGAGGAUUUGCAACGUAUGCUAUAGCAGUAUCGUCUACAUAUUCAGUCUCCCAAAAAAGGGAAAAUCGCAACAAUGCAUUCCACCAUCGUCCGCGCCCAAAAUGUCUUCGGCUUCUUCACAACCGUUGCCUUCGUUGUCGCGGCUCUGAUCGCAGCUUCGGAUCUUACUGUUCCUCGUGCGCCGAAGGCUGAGGUUACUGCUAAUAGUGUUCAAGUGUACUUCCUCCCAUACCAUGCCUUCCCAAUCCCAAUCCAAGUCCCGCCCAUCUGCUAACCACAGCGACUCUCCAGUGUCAAAGGAAGACCCCAUUACUACUCGACGAAAAAGGAGGAAUACGCUGUGAUUCGGUUCACCAUGUCGGCGGAUCUCUCGUCGCUGUUCACGUGGAAUACGAAGCAGGUGUUCGUUUGGGUUUCGGCGUCGUGGCCGAAUGCUACGAGUACGGAUGGGGAGUUGAGUAAUGAGGCGGUGAUUUGGGAUAGUAUUAUUACGAAUCCUUCGGCGGAUCAUUUGAUGAAUAUUGGACCUGCGGCGAUGAAGAAGUUGGUUAAGAGUGCGAAGGGGAAGAGUAUUGAUCCUAAACGGUAUGUUUUUUUUCUUCUAUGUUUAUGUCAUGGCAUAUACUUUUGCUUAUUGAGAGGCAAUUGGAUUGGAAGAGUUGAGAAGAUCGAUGUGGUUGAACUUGGACCUGGCCAAAUUGGGCAUGAUGAACGGUGUACAUGCUAAUAUAUAAACAGAGGCAUCCUCGCCCUCAAAAACCAAAAACCUAAAUACCAAAUCACCGCUCCCACAGGCAAACUCGCCGAAACCAACGACGUGGUAUUAAAGGUUCAUUACAAUGUUCAACCUUGGGUGGGGGUUUUGACUUGGACGCCGCAAAUAGAGUUUUUGGGGUGGAAAAAAUUGAAGGGUGGUGUGAGUAAGGCGUUUGCGUUACCUGCUAUUAAGAAGAAGGAGACGGCAGAGAAGAAGGCAUAG